This is a messenger RNA of Penicillium cinerascens, 915 nucleotides long. RefSeq names its product CCDC90 family protein. Lineage: Eukaryota; Fungi; Ascomycota; Eurotiomycetes; Eurotiales; Aspergillaceae. The coding region runs from base 1 to 915 and encodes 304 amino acids. The transcript has 3 exons. Gene Ontology annotation, cellular component: mitochondrion. The record is from RefSeq and is a predicted model, not a curated record.
AUGGCACCCCCAAAGCAUGUCGUGGAGGUUCCGCGAAGCAUUCUCCCCCGCUUGACAUGGAACAGUUCCACCUCGCGCCCUUCUGUCUCAUCCUACAAACCCGUGCUCGCAACCAGGCAAACACCGCAACACCUUCAAGGCUGGAGUCCUCUUAACCGCCAACUACACUCCUUGGACACCCAAAUUCAGCCCUCGCGUGGCUUUUCAACAUCAGUCCGAAACCCUCAUUUCGCAUCCCUCGUUGCCCGUCGCCCCUCAGCCUCCACUACGCGCUCGUCCGAGCCCCUCGGCAACCCCGUUCGACACAAUGGCGUCUAUGUCGCGACAUUUAAGCCUGCUCACCGGGCCUUCCACGCGACACCUGUUCGACCCCGCGAUCACCACUUCGAUACCUUGAAGUUCGUGAAGCGGCUUCAAGCUGAAGGAUUCAGCGAGGAACAAGCCGUGGCUAUGAUGCGGGUCCUGAAUGAUAUUAUUCAGGAGUCUAUCCAGAAUCUGACGCGUACCAUGGUGCUUCGAGAAGACUCGGAGAGGUCUAUAUACACCCAGAAAGUCGAUUUCGCGAAACUUCGAUCCGAGCUUUUGAACACCGACUCGACCGAGGCUCAACUCACUCGUUCGUCGCACGAGAAGAUCGCUGCGGAUCUUGCCAAGCUUAACUCGCGCAUGCGCGAUGAAGUUGGGCGAACACAAGCGUCAGUGCGUCUGGACUUGAAUCUCGAAAAGGGCCGUAUUCGCGAGGAAGCCAAUGGCCAAGAAAUGCGGAUCAAGGAGACUGAAACCCGCAUUGAACAAGAGGUGGCUGGCUUGAGGGAACGAGUCGAGGCUGUGAAGUUCUCUACUCUCCAGUGGCUUAUGGGUGUCUGCACCGGUACUGCUGCUCUGAUUCUUGGUGCUUGGCGCCUAUUUAUGUGA